UUCCCCCAACCCCACCACUACUCUCUCUCUCUGGGUACCAAAGAGAAGAAGAGAGGGAAAGGGGGAAGGGAAGGCAUCCUCCUAAAAGACAAACCAAACCACCAUUCAUACAACAAUAAUAAACCAUGAGUCCAUGAUUUCCCACCUAGACUGCUCUUGAAUCCCCAAAGUCUUGAAUAAAACUUUCUAAGGAGAGAGAUCAUAAACCUUUGAGAAGAUGAGCAUGAGCUAUUAUGCAGAUAAUACGGGUUUCUGCUUUCAAACACCAACCUUCAUUGAAUGGCUCAAACCUUCAGUCUCUCCCCUUUCAUCAUCAUCAUCAUCAUCUUUUUGCACGAAUACUCAGCAGCAAGCUCAACCUCAGUUCUCAAUCCCCAUGAGCUGCUUACAACUGCCUAUCUUCUAUCAACAACAACAAGAAGAAGAUUUCUUUCAUCAAACUUCCCAGUGCCUCCCUCUUCUAAGCAGGUUUGCUGAGUCUAAGCCCUUGAAAGAAGAGGAAAUUGAAGUGCAAAAGGAUAGUGUUAGUAUUAAAGAUGAGAAGUUAGAGAAGAUUACUGUGGCUUUGCAUAUUGGACUCCCCAAUAUAGAAGAUUCUGAUGAUGAUGAUGAAAUCAAGUCCUUAAGUUGUAAGGAAGACAAGUCCAUGAAUAAAAAUCUUGAAGAUUGUUCAAUAAACACUGAUAGUAGAUUUUGGAUCCCCACACCAGCUCAGAUCCUUAUUGGGCCAACCCAGUUCUCUUGCUCCAUCUGCAACAAGACCUUUAAUAGGUACAACAACAUGCAGAUGCAUAUGUGGGGGCAUGGAGCACAAUAUAGAAAAGGACCAGAAUCGCUUAGAGGAACGCAACCAACAGCAAUGUUGAGGAUUCCUUGCUACUGUUGUGCUCAUGGCUGCAAGAACAACAUCAACCAUCCACGAGCCAAGCCACUGAAAGAUUUCAGAACCCUUCAAACACAUUACAAGAGAAAGCAUGGAGUGAAGCCAUUUAUGUGCAGAAAAUGCAGCAAACCUUUUGCAGUCAGGGGGGAUUGGAGAACACAUGAGAAGAACUGUGGGAAGCUAUGGUUUUGUUCAUGUGGGUCUGAUUUCAAACAUAAGAGAUCACUCAAGGACCACAUAAAAUCCUUUGGAAAGGGUCACUCUCCAUACCCUCCUAAUGAAAAUUUUGAAGAGGAAAAGGAAUGCAUCACUGGAUCAUCGGAAGAUGAAUUGGGUUCUGGAAGACAAUUAUGAUUACUAGUUUGUCUCCUAAUUAAUUAAUUAAUCAUUUUAGUUGUUGGGUAUGAGUUUACUAAGACAUCUAAGCUUGUGCUCAGUAACAAAAGACUCUCAACAAGUGUCUGAUGCAGGAACACAAUGGAGAGAAGUUUGCUACAGACGACAGUUGGGUGAAUAGGAAAUAAUAAUGACUUGAAGCUAGAGUCUGCAAAGUGGCUUGAUCCAGAAAAUGGUUGACAUAUGAACCACUGUCUUGAAGUAGUUGAAUUUUCUUCACCCACCAGAAUUUUUAGUACCUUAAAAUUUCAAGCAUAUUCCAAGGUUAGCUGCUCAGGUGUCUAAAAUCUCUGUAAUGGAGAAAAUUUGUCUACUUCAUUGAUUGUGAGUUUGUAAUAAAUAAAUGAAUCUUUCUUUCUCAAACACCAUCACACUUAAUACUAGCACAUUGUUAUUUGUGACA
Messenger RNA from Nelumbo nucifera (sacred lotus), 1682 nucleotides. Its product is annotated as zinc finger protein WIP3-like. Gene Ontology annotation, biological process: anatomical structure development; regulation of gene expression. Gene Ontology annotation, cellular component: nucleus. Gene Ontology annotation, molecular function: DNA-binding transcription factor activity. Lineage: Eukaryota; Viridiplantae; Streptophyta; Magnoliopsida; Proteales; Nelumbonaceae. The record is from RefSeq and is a predicted model, not a curated record.